CUGCGGACGCGCCCCUAGAAGGGGUUAGAUUAUCGGCAGACCCCCUCCCGGGCGAAGCAUAAGGGAGACCCCCAGAUCACCCGCUGUCCCCGUCUCCGGCUCUCUAGUGCACCCCCACUCCCGGCACCCCUCUGCGCGCCGCCUGGAGGGCGAGGGCACCGGGCCGAGGCGCACAGGAUGGAGUGGGGUUACCUGUUGGAAGUGACCUCGCUGCUGGCCGCCUUGGCGCUGCUGCAGCGCUCUAGCGGCGCGGCGGCCGCCUCGGCCAAGGAGCUGGCGUGCCAAGAGAUCACCGUGCCGCUGUGUAAGGGCAUCGGCUACAACUACACCUACAUGCCCAACCAGUUCAACCACGACACGCAGGACGAGGCGGGCCUGGAAGUGCACCAGUUCUGGCCGCUGGUGGAGAUCCAGUGCUCGCCCGAUCUCAAGUUCUUCCUGUGCAGCAUGUACACGCCCAUCUGCCUGGAGGACUACAAGAAGCCGCUGCCGCCCUGCCGCUCGGUGUGCGAGCGCGCCAAGGCCGGCUGCGCGCCGCUCAUGCGCCAGUACGGCUUCGCCUGGCCCGACCGCAUGCGCUGCGACCGGCUGCCCGAGCAGGGCAACCCUGACACGCUGUGCAUGGACUACAACCGCACCGACCUCACCACCGCCGCGCCCAGCCCGCCGCGCCGCCUGCCGCCGCCGCCGCCCGGCGAGCAGCCGCCUUCGGGCAGCGGCCACGGCCGCCCGCCGGGGGCUAGGCCCCCGCACCGCGGCGGCGGCAGGGGCGGUGGCGGCGGGGACGCGGCGGCGCCCCCAGCUCGCGGCGGCGGUGGCGGGAAGGCGCGGCCCCCUGGCGGCGGCGCGGCUCCCUGCGAGCCCGGGUGCCAGUGCCGCGCGCCCAUGGUUAGCGUGUCCAGCGAGCGCCACCCGCUCUACAACCGCGUCAAGACAGGCCAGAUCGCUAACUGCGCGCUGCCCUGCCACAACCCCUUCUUCAGCCAGGACGAGCGCGCCUUCACCGUCUUCUGGAUCGGCCUGUGGUCGGUGCUCUGCUUCGUGUCGACUUUCGCCACCGUCUCCACCUUCCUCAUCGACAUGGAGCGCUUCAAGUACCCGGAGCGGCCCAUCAUCUUUCUCUCGGCCUGCUACCUCUUCGUGUCGGUGGGCUACCUAGUGCGCCUGGUGGCGGGCCACGAGAAGGUGGCGUGCAGCGGUGGCGCGCCGGGCGCGGGGGGCGCUGGGGGCGCGGGCGGCGCGGCAGCUGGCGCGGGCGCGGCGGGCGCGGGCGCGGGCGGCCCGGGCGGGCGCGGCGAGUACGAGGAGCUGGGCGCGGUGGAGCAGCACGUGCGCUACGAGACCACCGGCCCCGCGCUGUGCACCGUGGUCUUCUUGCUGGUCUACUUCUUCGGCAUGGCCAGCUCCAUCUGGUGGGUGAUCUUGUCGCUCACGUGGUUCCUGGCGGCCGGCAUGAAGUGGGGCAACGAAGCCAUCGCCGGCUACUCGCAGUACUUCCACCUGGCCGCGUGGCUUGUGCCCAGCGUCAAGUCCAUCGCGGUGCUGGCGCUCAGCUCGGUGGACGGCGACCCAGUGGCGGGCAUUUGCUACGUGGGCAACCAGAGCCUGGACAACCUGCGCGGCUUCGUGCUGGCGCCGCUGGUCAUCUACCUCUUCAUCGGCACCAUGUUCCUGCUGGCCGGCUUCGUGUCUCUCUUCCGCAUCCGCUCGGUCAUCAAGCAACAGGACGGCCCCACCAAGACGCACAAGCUGGAGAAGCUGAUGAUCCGCCUGGGCCUGUUCACCGUGCUCUACACCGUGCCCGCCGCGGUGGUGGUCGCCUGCCUCUUCUACGAGCAGCACAACCGCCCGCGUUGGGAGGCCACGCACAACUGCCCGUGCCUGCGGGACCUGCAGCCCGACCAGGCACGCAGGCCCGACUACGCCGUCUUCAUGCUCAAGUACUUCAUGUGCCUAGUGGUGGGCAUCACCUCCGGCGUGUGGGUCUGGUCCGGCAAGACGCUGGAGUCCUGGCGCUCCUUGUGCACCCGCUGCUGCUGGGCCAGCAAGGGCGCCGCGGUGGGCGGGGGCGCGGGCGCCACGGCCGCGGGGGGUGGCGGCGGGCCCGGGGGCGGCGGCGGCGGGGGACCGGGCGGCGGCGGGGGCUCCCUUUACAGCGACGUCAGCACCGGCCUGACGUGGCGGUCGGGCACGGCCAGCUCCGUGUCUUAUCCAAAGCAGAUGCCAUUGUCCCAAGUCUGAGCGGAGGGGAGGGGGCGCCCAGGAGGGAUGGGGAGGGGGACGAGGAGACCCAAGUGCAGCGAAGGGACACUUGAUGGGCUGAGGUUCCCACCCCUUCACAGUGUUGAUUGCUAUUAGCAUGAUAAUGAACUCUUAAUGGUAUCCAUUAGCUGGGACUUAAACGACUCACUUAGAACAAAGUACCUGGCAUUGAAGCCUCCCAGACCCAGCCCCUUUUCCUCCAUUGAUGUGCGGGGAGCUCCUCCCGCCACGCGUUAAUUUCUGUUGGCUGAGGAGGGUGGACUCUGCGGCGUUUCCAGAACCCGAGGUUUGGAGCCCUCCCUGGCUGCACUUGGCUGGGUUUGCAGUCAGAUACACAGAUUUCACCUGGGAGAACCUCUUUUUCUCCCUCGACUCUUCCUACGUAAACUCCUACCCCUGACUUACCCUGGAGGAGGGGUGAUCGCGAGCUGAUGGGAUUGCACGGUUUGGGUAUUCUUAAUGACCAGGCAAAUGCCUUAAGUAAACAAACAAGAAAUGUCUUAAUUAUACACCCCAAGUAAAUACGGGUUUCUUACAUUAGAGGAUGUAUUUAUAUAAUUAUUUGUUAAAUUGUAAAAAAAAAAAAAUGUGUAAAAUAUGUAUAUAUCCAAAGAUAUAGUGUGUACAUUUUUUUGUAAAAAGUUUAGAGGCUUACCCCUGUAAGAACAGAUAUAAGUAUUCUAUUUUGUCAAUAAAAUGACUUUUGAUAAAUGAUUUAA
This is a messenger RNA of Nomascus leucogenys (northern white-cheeked gibbon), 2981 nucleotides long. RefSeq names its product frizzled class receptor 8 (gene FZD8). Gene Ontology annotation, molecular function: Wnt-protein binding; Wnt receptor activity. The record is from RefSeq and is a predicted model, not a curated record. Gene Ontology annotation, biological process: canonical Wnt signaling pathway; non-canonical Wnt signaling pathway. NCBI's taxonomy places the organism in Eukaryota, Metazoa, Chordata, Mammalia, Primates, Hylobatidae. Gene Ontology annotation, cellular component: plasma membrane.